Meloidogyne enterolobii is the source of this 381-nucleotide messenger RNA. Lineage: Eukaryota; Metazoa; Nematoda; Chromadorea; Rhabditida; Meloidogynidae. The record is from the annotation of a GenBank genome assembly.
AUGGCAAAAGCUGAAAAUAACGAUUCUGAUGUAAAGCCUUCAUCUUCAAAUGAAGCAAGUUCGAUUUGGUCUCAACACGUUGCAGAUAAUGGACGAAUAUAUUUUUACAAUAAAGUGACAAAAGUUUCUUCUUGGACUAAACCAGAUGAAUUAAAGACAAGUGAAGAGAAGGAAAAAUCAGUUUGGAGGGAAUAUAAAACGCCAGAAGGAAAGACAUAUUAUUACAAUACUGUGACAAAGAUUACGACAUGGACAAAACCUGAAAUAUUAAAUGAAGGUAAUAAUUUUAUUUUUCGAUGGUUAGGGUUGGGUUCUGGAUCUGAUAAAAAUUCAGUUCGGAUUAGGAAUGUCACGGGAUUAGGAAAAGUUUGGGUGGAAUAA